Molecule: messenger RNA, 1053 nt
Organism: Trichechus manatus latirostris (Florida manatee)
Lineage: Eukaryota; Metazoa; Chordata; Mammalia; Sirenia; Trichechidae
Gene: NOXO1
Product: NADPH oxidase organizer 1
Exons: 8
Coding region: 1-1053 (350 amino acids)
Biological process (GO): superoxide anion generation
Cellular component (GO): cytoplasm
Molecular function (GO): protein binding; superoxide-generating NADPH oxidase activator activity; phosphatidylinositol binding
Source: RefSeq, a predicted model, not a curated record
AUGGCAAGCCCCCAAUACCCGGUGUCUGUGCGCGCAGCGGCCCUGGUGCAGACCGGGAGGCUCCAGACGUUCGCCUUCUCCGUGCGCUGGUCCGACGGCGGCCAGACUUUCGUGCGCAGGAGCCGGGACGAGUUCAGGAGGCUCCACAGGACUCUUCAGGAGACCUUCCCGAUCGAGGCGGGCCUGCUGCGCAGAUCCGACCGCAUUCUCCCCACGCUUCCGGACGUGCCGCCGUUGGCGCGCGGGGCGCGCACGGGCCGCGGGCUGGCGCGCCUGAGGCUCCUGGAAGCCUAUGCCGGGACACUGCUGACGGCAGUGGAGCACGUAUCCCGGAGCCCGGCGCUCACCGGCUUCUUCGCGCCGCAACCCCUAGACCUGGAGCCCACACUGCCACCCGGCAGCCUGGUGAUUCUGCCCGUCCCGGAGGAGCCUCUGCCCGGCCCCGUGGGCAGGCUCGAUAUCCGCAGCCUGGAGGCCCAGAGCCUGCACUGCCUGCAGCCCUACCGCACCCAGGACACGCGGGGCCGACCCUUCCAUGUGCGGGCCCAGGAGCCCCUGGACGUGCUGCUGCGACACGCCUCCGGCUGGUGGCUGGUGGAGAACGAGGACAAGCAGAUGGCCUGGUUUCCCGCUCCCUACCUGGAGGAGGUGGCCCCGGGUCAGGUGCAGGAGGGGGACCCGCCGCGGGGGAGCAGCGGGGCGCAGUUCUGUGCUUCCCGCGCCUACAAGGGCUGCAGCGCUGACGAGCUGUCUGUGCCCGCGGGGGCGCGCGUGCGCGUGCUGGAGACGUCAGACCGCGGCUGGUGGCUGUGCAGGUACGGUAGCCGGGCCGGCCUCCUGCCAGCGGUGCUGCUGCGGCCCGACAGGCUGGGCGCGCUCCUGGGCGGGGCUGCCGGCAGGGAAGACAGCGCGGGCCGGGCCCGGGAGUCCCUCCCUGCCACGCGCCCAGCCGUGCCCGUCCGGCCUCCGCUGAGUGCCAUUCAGAGCCGCUGCAGCAGCGUCACCACCCACAGGGCACUAGGUUGGGACCCAGGAAGCCAGGGACUGGCUUGA